GAAAGGCAGCCAUGGCUACUUUCUUCUCUACCGUUUUCUCAUCUCCAAACCCUCUCAGAUCCAAAUCAAUUCUCCAUUACAACCAACAAUUAACAGUCAAAUGCAACGCAGCAGCAGCGCCACCACUUCCGACGGAGGUCCGCACAUUCUGGAAGUGGCUAUGCGACGAAAAGGUGGUGUCCUCCACGUCUCCGGCCAAGCCAGGAACCGUCCCUGAAGGUCUAGGAUUGGUUGCAGAGAGAGACAUAGGUCGAAACGAAGUCAUUCUGGAGAUGCCGAAGAAGUUCUGGAUUAAUCCAGAUACAGUCUCAGCAUCUGAAAUCGGUAAGGUGUGUAAUGGAUUGAAGCCGUGGAUCUCUGUUGCACUGUUUCUGAUCAGGGAGAAGCUGAGAGAAGAGAAUGAUUAUUCUCCGUGGAGAAAUUACAUCGAUAUUCUUCCUGAGUAUACUGAUUCCACAAUCUUCUGGUCAGAAGAGGAGCUCUGUGAGAUUGAAGGAACCCAAUUAUUGAGCACAACACUGAGUGUCAAAGAAUAUGUGAAGAAUGAGUUUCUUCAAGUCCAAGAGCAAGUGAUUCUUCCUAACAAACGACUCUUCCCUUUUGUCGUUACAUUCGAAGAUUUCAUCUGGGCCUUUGGGAUACUCAGAUCGAGGGCGUUCUCACGACUUCGUGGUCAAAAUCUUGUCUUGAUUCCCUUGGCAGACUUGAUCAAUCACAGCCCCAGUAUAACCACAGAAGAUUAUGCAUAUGAGAUCAAAGGGGCUGGCCUAUUCUCCAGGGAUCAAAUAUUCUCUUUGAGAACUCCUAUUCCAGUUAAGGCUGGUCAGCAGGUCUUGAUCCAAUACGAUCUGAACAAAAGCAAUGCCGAAUUGGCACUAGAUUAUGGAUUUAUAGAAUCAACACCCGAUAGAAAUACGUACACCUUAACACUACAAAUCUCAGAUUCAGACCCUUAUUUUGACGAUAAGCUAGAUAUUGCUGAAAGUAAUGGCACAAAAGCCGUUCAAUAUUUUGACAUCACUUUAGGGCGGCCUCUUCCGCCUAAAAUGCUGCCAUAUUUAAGGCUAGUAGCUCUUGGUGGCACCGAUGCUUUCCUACUAGAAUCCAUUUUUAGAAACUCAGUCUGGGAUCACCUUGAACUGCCUGUUAGCCGCGAUAAUGAGGAGGUCAUAUGUCAAGUUGUACGCAGUGCCUGCCAGUCUGCUCUUUCUAGCUAUCGGACCACCAUUGAAGAGGACGAGAAGUUGAAGGGAGGGGAUCUCGAUCGGAGGGUUGAGAUUGCGGUCGGCAUUCGGUCCGGGGAGAAAAUGGUAUUGCAACAUAUAGAUGGGAUCUUUAAAGAGAGGGAAAUGGAGUUGGAUGAAUAUGAAUAUUAUCAAGAAAGGAGGCUUAGAGAUCUUGGUUUGGUUGGAGAACAAGGUGACAUUAUCUUUUGGGAGCCCAAAUAGGAUUCUUUAGAAUGAGAUUUAUCAGGUUCGUUUAGUUUCUUUUAUCUGGUUUUUAUUUAUUUCACGAGGUACAAGUUGUCUUCGGAUUUAUGUAGGCAAACUAUCACGAGUAUUUAGACAAAAAAAAA
Molecule: messenger RNA, 1576 nt
Organism: Cynara cardunculus var. scolymus (artichoke)
Lineage: Eukaryota; Viridiplantae; Streptophyta; Magnoliopsida; Asterales; Asteraceae
Product: fructose-bisphosphate aldolase-lysine N-methyltransferase, chloroplastic
Exons: 6
Coding region: 12-1448 (478 amino acids)
Biological process (GO): peptidyl-lysine monomethylation
Cellular component (GO): chloroplast
Molecular function (GO): protein-lysine N-methyltransferase activity; protein binding; [ribulose-bisphosphate carboxylase]-lysine N-methyltransferase activity
Source: RefSeq, a predicted model, not a curated record